AUGGAUUUUCCACAGGAGAACAGGGGGAGGCCGCUUUCAACGGACAAUAAGAAUCGCUCCUUAAAUCCAUCACCCUCCCCCCAGCCCCAAUACCACGACAAUCAGGGGCAUCCACUUGGACACGAUCCUGCUGGCUCUGUAUUUCCCGGUUCAAAUACUUUCACCACUGCUAAUGAGCACUUCCCUAUAACCACUCCUUACCUGGCCUCAUCCGCGCAUGAUACCAAUUUUCUCCACUCUACUGGAGCUCAGUCGUCUGAACCACAACCCUUUGGUCAGCCCCAGCCGUACUCCCAAUCUUUCGAGGCAGGUUUCCUCAGCCAGCUCGAGCGUUCGUCUAAUAUCAAAGCCGCUCAAGAGGAGGAAAACUUUUCUAAUCUUUUAAACUCAAACCAACCGCAAUUUGAAGAUUUUCCUAUUUACAAUAAUAACAACCCUACAUCCGAUUUUGACUCAUCUUUCAUGCUUGACCCACAACUUAAUCAGCAGCAACAGCAGCAACAGCAGCAACAUAUAAACCAGUCAGUCAACCCUGCUGACUUGAGCAGAAUGUCAUCUCCACACAACCAGACUCCCCCACUUUUGAUACCACCUGAUUCCCACGCGUCCCCUGGACGCCCAUCAUCGCCCGUCUCCAAUCCCGGUGCCUAUUUUACCCCAGGCCAUUCGCGCCCGGCGUCAUUAGAUCCCGCAAGCGCAGCCUUUCUAACGAGCCAGUCCCAGUCCGAUUGGCAUGGGAUGUUAGGAAAUCCUAUUUACCAGACCCAUCGAAGAGCGCCGUCGGAACAUUCAGAUGUUUCCUCUGUUGCCCCUUCGCCCUAUCUAGGCCAUCACGAUACGUUUGAUGUAGACACAAACAAUCAUUCUCCAUUACUAUUAGCUCAAAAUGACCCGGGCCUGUACGAGAAUGCUCUAGGAAUGGAGGCGUUCUCAAUAUCGGAUCAGGCCCAGCAUCAUGGGAUUAGCCCAGCCCAUAGCCCCUACAUUUCCCCACGUUUGCUACCUCAGCAGCACGGCCCAGAACUCGGACAAGAUGGGUCAUUCCACUUAACCCAACAUGUGAAAAAUCAACUUGGGCCUACCAGCCCUCCCGAUAUGUAUGUUUCCAGGUCUGAGGCUUCGCCAGCACCUGCCACUGCAUUUCAAAGUCAUAAUAGUCCUGGAGAUAUGGGCCAGGCUGCCCAAAUGACGCCCCCUUCUAUCAAUGUCGAAUUUGCACCUCCUUCGCGAACCACGAGUUUUGGUCCAGCAAAACCUGAGACAGAUAUGGACACUCUAAGCCCUCCCGUUGGUCGUUCCCGUGGACGGAGUAAGUCUGAUCCAUUUGGACACGCCGUCACCCGUCCGAUGUCAUCUCCAACCACAGCAGCCCUUGCUCAGGGUGCGAGCUCACCAUCGCGGUCUCUUUCUCCGUUUAACGGCAGCACAGGCAAUCUGAGCACUCCAGCUUCCCGUGAUACAUCUCCAGCAGCAGCGAAGAAUCGCCGCCAGUCGACCUCUUCGAUUGACAGUCGGAACUAUAUCCUGGAUCUUGCAGAUCCUCAGCGGCCGGGUGCCAGUAGUGCUGAUUCUAAGCGUGUGCAAAAACAUCCAGCAACAUUCCAAUGUAGUCUAUGCCCGAAACGAUUUACGAGAGCUUACAAUUUACGCUCUCAUCUCCGCACCCAUACUGAUGAAAGACCUUUCGUGUGUACUGUGUGUGGUAAGGCCUUCGCCCGUCAACAUGACCGGAAGCGGCACGAAUCACUUCACUCGGGGGAAAAGAAGUUCGUUUGUCGUGGAGACCUGGCCCAUGGGGCUCAUUGGGGCUGUGGACGAAGGUUCGCUAGAGCUGAUGCGCUUGGCCGCCAUUUCAGAUCUGAAGCAGGCAGAGUAUGUAUAAAACCUCUGAUGGACGAAGAGGCUCUCGAGCGCGAGCGGACCUACGUAGAUCAACAACAGAUGCACGGCCACUUACAGCCGAUAAGCCAACCAAUGAAUAUACCACCGAUGGACGGUCAGCCGUCCGGCUUCACACUUCCCGCAGCACUCCUCGCACAGUAUCCUGCGCUCCAAACUCUCCAGUGGGACCAGCUUGCACCACAUCCAGACGAUGGGAGCGAUAUUGGCGGAGGUGGAGGAGCUAGGAGUAAUUAUGAUGCUAGUUCUGGCGGGGAGUAUGGGUUUGGCGACGAUGACGAUUCAGGGCUAAAUAGUGGGUAUGUGAGCGGUUCUGGGCAGAAUUUCUCUCAUGCACCGCCGUCGCAAGAUCAGAUGAUGGGUGUUCCGUCUACGGGGAGCGGCUGGGGAUAA
This is a messenger RNA of Histoplasma capsulatum G186AR, 2292 nucleotides long. RefSeq names its product C2H2 zinc finger domain-containing protein. The coding region runs from base 1 to 2292 and encodes 763 amino acids. Lineage: Eukaryota; Fungi; Ascomycota; Eurotiomycetes; Onygenales; Ajellomycetaceae. The transcript is spliced from 2 exons. Gene Ontology annotation, molecular function: RNA polymerase II cis-regulatory region sequence-specific DNA binding; DNA-binding transcription factor activity, RNA polymerase II-specific. Gene Ontology annotation, biological process: regulation of transcription by RNA polymerase II. Gene Ontology annotation, cellular component: PcG protein complex; transcription regulator complex. The record is from RefSeq and is a predicted model, not a curated record.